Messenger RNA from Protopterus annectens (West African lungfish), 2968 nucleotides. RefSeq names its product von Willebrand factor A domain containing 2 (gene VWA2). Gene Ontology annotation, biological process: calcium-independent cell-matrix adhesion. Bases 404 to 2788 code for a protein of 794 amino acids. The record is from RefSeq and is a predicted model, not a curated record. Lineage: Eukaryota; Metazoa; Chordata; Ceratodontiformes; Protopteridae. Gene Ontology annotation, molecular function: calcium ion binding. The transcript is spliced from 15 exons. Gene Ontology annotation, cellular component: basement membrane.
CAGGCAGUCUGAUCCUGGAUAUUAUCUGCACCUCUGAGACGCACUGACAUCUGUGAGCAGGCUGCACCUUCAGGCGGAAGUGAAGAGCAGGAGGAGGGAACCAAACCCUCAGAGAGUGCUUCUCGUGGCUGCAGGAUCGGUGGCAAGCGCUGAGUAGCACCGGGACAGGAUCUGUGCACAGGGGUAGCUUUGCAUUACUUUAUGAGGCUCCGGUAGGGAAACACUUUUUAGCUGGUUGCUGAGAACAGUGAAUGUGUUUGCCUUGUGGCACUCAAAGCUAGCUCCCCUCAUGGACUGAAAGCAGGCAGAUUGGCGUGAUCUGUGUCAUGUUUGGGUCAAGUUUCCGUUUUUGUCACGCUUAAUUCCUAGCUAAGAAAAGAAGACCUUUUCAGUUUUUGCCAAGAUGUGUCAUGCAGUCUCAUCUAAAAUAAGUCUAAUCCUCCUGCUUCAAGUUUUGUCUUCUCACUGUCUUCAGAGACUUCUGGCAGACCAAGAAAUUAUUGUGAAGAUAUCAACUGCUGGGCAGUUGAUGCAGUGUUCUGAAGCAAUAGAUGUCCUGAUACUGUUAGAUGGCUCAUACAGCAUCGGCAAGGGAAGUUUUGAGCGAUCAAAGCACUUUGCGUACACACUCUGCGAUGCACUCGAUGUAAAUCCAGGCAGGGUAAGAGUCGGGGUAGUUCAGUAUAGUUCAACACCACGGAUGGAGUUUUCCCUGGAUUCAUAUUUAACCAAGGAAGAAGUGAAGCAGAGAAUCAAGAAAAUUACAUUCAAGGGGGGCAGCACACAGACAGGUCUGGCUCUGAAAUACCUGCUACAAAAAGGCUUUCCAGGUGGAAGAACCUCUCCCAUUCCACAAAUUCUGAUCAUUCUUACAGAUGGAAAAUCACAGGGUGAUGUUUCUGUGCCUGCCAGGCAGCUGAAAGAAAGUGGAAUUAAGAUAUUUGCUGUGGGAGUCAAAUUUCCAAGGUGGGAAGAGCUGCAUACACUGGCCAGCGAACCACAUGAGCAGUACGUUCUUUUUGCUGAAAAUGUAAAUGAUGCAGUGAAUGGCCUGUAUACCACGCUUACCAGCUCCACUGUUUGCCAUGCUGUGCCUUCCGGGUGCAGGGUAGAAGCCCAACCUUGUGAGCGCAGAACCCUUGAAACAGUAAAGGAAUUCAAAGGAAAUCACAUAUGUUGGAAAGGCUCCAAGAGCUACAAUGCACCCUAUACAUCACUGUGCCCCUUUUAUAGCUGGAAGAGAGUUUACAAGCAACAUUUAGCCAAAUGCUAUAGAACACUGUGCCCAGAUCCUUGUGACUCACGACCAUGUCAAAAUGGAGGCACUUGCAUUGUAGAAGAGCUGGAGACCUACCACUGCAUAUGUCCCCCAGGCUUUGGUGGGGAUGACAACUGUGCCCCAAAUCUGAGUCUGGACUGCAGUGUUGAUGUCCUCUUCUUGAUUGAUAGCUCAUCUAGAACUGGCCUAGAAGGCUUUCAGCACUUCAAAGCUUUUGUAAAACGAUUUAUUCAAGCUGUACUAAGUGCAGACUCUCCUGCUAAUGUUGGUGUGGCACAGUAUAAUGAUAACGUCAAGAUGGAAGUGAAAAUUGGCGAGUACAGUAAUGUGCCAGAACUCCUUAGGAAUAUCGAUGCAAUGCAGUUCGAAGGGGGCGGUAUCAAAACUGGUGAAGCACUUCGAAUGGUCACUCAGUAUGAUUUCAAGAGUGGUGAUCUAUUUGCAGAUACGCGUGACGACCUUCCACUUGUUGUGGUUCUACUUACUGAUUCAAAGUCAGAUGAUUCAGUGAUUGAGCCAGCUAAGUAUGCUAUAGAUAGAGAAGUGUUCCUUAUUGCAGUGGGUGCCGAAUUUCUGAAGGCUGAACUGAACAACAUUACAUCCAAUCCACAGAGAACGAUACUCUACUCCAGCCCACAAGACCUUCUCACCAAAAUGCCUCAGCUCCGCACUAAAAUCUGCAGUAUUGAUUCACAAGGUUGUGUGUCCCAUGCCUUGGAUUUAGUAUUUGUAUUGGAUGCUUCUAAAGGAGUGAGCAGAGAUAACUUUAUCAAAGUGCGUGAUUUUGUCAAGAGAAUGUCUUUUCAGUUUGAUAUUAAUCGUGACUUAACUCAGAUUGCAGUGGUUACAUAUGGAGGGAGACCACAGACUGCAUUUGCUCUGGAUACCCAUGAUUCAGGGGUACUCAUUCUUCAGGGUCUUGAAGCAAUACAGCACAUUGGGGGACCCGCCUCUACGGGCAGUGCUCUCCUACAUGUUUAUGAUGAUGUCAUGACAGUCCAAAGAGGAGCAAGGCCUGGGGUGAAUAAAGCUGUAGUUUUGGUAACGGAUGGGGCAGGUGUUGAAGAUGCAUCCGUUCCUGCGCAGAAGAUUCGUAACAAUGGCAUACUAUUAUAUGUGAUCGGAGUUGGUGACAUUCAACGGGAUGCUUUACUUAGAAUAGCUGGGUCUGAGAAGUACCUGCUUCAUGCUGCAUCCUAUGAAGAUCUGAAAUACUCUGAAGAUUUCCUCAUUCAGAGUAUUUGUGAUGACACUAAAACACCAGUAAACCUGUGUAAACCCAAUCCGUGUAUGAAUGACGGUACAUGCAUUCUUCGUAAUGGAAGUUACCGCUGUGAAUGCAAAGGCUGGGAGGGACCGCACUGUGAAAUCAGAAUCUCCAGACAGCCUCCUCGUGGUGAUUUACCCAGACCAGCUGGCCUUUUGACAAACCCUCGUUAUCAGAAACAGACCAGCCUUCAUCUGCAGAACAAAAUCAGAACUCAACAGAGGGGACACAUGGGACAUUAAUACUGGAACAGUUACUACAGUGAGAACAACAACAGUACUUAAGAUUUAAGGAGUGUCAUUCUGUAUAUUUUCCCAGGUGCUACACAUGCAAAUUGUAAAACUAGAUGGAGGACAGAAUCACAGAACACAACAGAAGUUGGAGAAUGUAGCAAUAAAUAUUACCAUGAAUAUGUGCCUUAA